Messenger RNA from Lycium ferocissimum, 2092 nucleotides. RefSeq names its product pentatricopeptide repeat-containing protein At5g13770, chloroplastic. The coding region runs from base 16 to 1992 and encodes 658 amino acids. Lineage: Eukaryota; Viridiplantae; Streptophyta; Magnoliopsida; Solanales; Solanaceae. Gene Ontology annotation, molecular function: protein binding. The transcript has a single exon. The record is from RefSeq and is a predicted model, not a curated record.
AAUCCUGAACUGAUAAUGUUUUUACAAUUUCCCACCUACGUACAUAAUGCAAAUACACAAAAAUCUCAUUCAUUUCUCUUUUUUUUUCAGCCCCACUUUUCUUCAAUGGCUAUUACCGCACCUUCAGAUUGGUCAUUUCCUCCUUGUGUUAACUGUAAAAACAGAAUCUUGAAACCAAAAAUUUGCUAUUCUUGUAAAACUUUGCCUUUUCUCUCAACCAUUUUCUUCAAUUCAAGAACUUUGGUUGCUAAAUCCUCUGGUUGUUCUUCCCCUGUCUUAGAAGGAAAAAGCCAAAAAACACCCUCCAAAAAUUCCCAAGUAAUAGAAUUAGACUUGGAACAAAUUCAAGAUUAUAGUACUACAUCAACAACAAAUGGUACUACUAGUACUACUACUGCUACUUGUUUGCCUGAUUCCAAGGAUUUGAAUGGUCUAAUUUGCAGUUUACUUAAAGAUCCUCAAACUCAAGGAAUUGGAUAUGAUUAUUAUGAGAAAGCAAAGGGAAAUAAAGAUUUUAGACCUGAGAUGUCAACACUAAAGCUUCUUAUCAGGUAUUUGGUGUAUUCAAACAAAUGGGGUUCAAUAUUCUCAUUGUCUAAAGAUUUGAGAAGUUUACAAGUAUUGCCUGAUAGCUCUACAUGUUGUAAAUUGAUUAGUAGCUGUAUGAAAGCAAGAAAAUUCAAGAUUGUAAAUAGUUUUCUUGAAUUGUUUAUAAUAGCUGAUCAAGAAAUCGCUGUUUUGGCCUUUGAUUCUGCUAUGAAAGGCUACAAUAAGUUGCAUAUGUAUAGUAGCACUGUGAUUGUGUAUGAUAAAAUGAGAUCUGCAGGACUUGUAUUGGACCCUGGAUGUUAUUGCAGUAUAAUGGAAGCAUAUUCAAAAAUUGGUAACUGUGACAAAGUUGUGGCGCUUUUCGAAGAAUUUGAGAGCAAGAAAGUAGAGUCCACACCUUAUCAUGCUCAAAUUUACAAGAAUCUUUGUGAGUCAUUAGGGAAAUCCGGGCGCGCUUUUGAGUCUUUGGAGUACUUUAGGGACAUGACCAAGAAGGGGAUUCAAGAGGAUCAUUCUUUUUAUUCCAUACUUAUUUGUGGAUUUGCCAGUAUUCGUGAGGUGAAUAUGGCUGAGGAGCUUUUAGAAGAAGCAGAAGGCAAGAAAAUGCUGAGGGAUCCAGCACUCUUCUUGAAACUAGUGUUGAUGUACAUUGAAGAGGGGUGUAUGGAAAAGACUAUUGAUGUUGUUGCAACGAUGACUCGGGUAAAAAUCCGAGUCUCUGACUGCAUAUUUUGCGCGAUUGUGAAUGGGUUUUCAAGAAAAAGAGGUCUAAGGGCUGCAGUUAAAGUGUAUGAAGACCUUUGUUCGGAUGGCAUUGAACCAGGUCAAGUGACAUUUGCCUCAGUAUUGAACUUGUAUUGCAGGCUUGGAUUAUACUCAAAAGCAGAAAUGGUAUUUACUGAGAUGGAGCAAAAAGGAUUUGACAAAUGCGUGGUGGCUUAUUCUAGCAUGAUUGCAAUGUAUGGAAAAACUGGAAGGCCAAAAGAUGCAAUGAAACUUGUCGCGAAAAUGAAAGAGAGAGGGUGUCAACCAAAUGUUUGGGUGUACAAUGCUCUCUUGGACAUUCAUGGAAAAGUUCUAAACUUAAGACAAGUAGAGAAAAUAUGGAAGGAGAUGAAGAGAAGGAAGAUUUUUCCGGAUAGAGUGAGUUACACAAGUAUUAUAAGCGCGUAUAGCAAGGCAAGGGAGUUUGACAAGUGCUUGAUAUAUUAUCAAGAAUUUACUCUAAAUGGUGGAAGACUCGACAGGGCAAUGGCUGGAAUUAUGGUUGGUGUUUUCUCAAAGAUGAAUAGAGUUGAUGAGUUAAUUAGUCUUUUGCAAAGUAUGAAGAGAGAAGGGACUAAGUUAGAUGGGAGACUUCAAAGAUCAGCUUUGAAUUCUUUGAGAGAUGCAGGGUUGCAAAUUCAAGCAAAUUGGUUGCAAGAAAGCUUUGGUGCAACAUGAGUUCUUUUUCCACUUUGGGGUAACAUAUUAAAGUGAUUGACAACGGAUAAAAACUUGAUUGUGUUGGCACAAAAACUAACAGAGAUUUGCCCAUUUUAAA